AUGCGUACAUUGGAAGUAAACGCUGGUGGCGGUGUACUGCAGCGGCACUUUCUCCUCGCUGGUGAGACGUACACGAUUGGCCGCAAAGAGUGCCGCAUUUUACUGCCGAACGGAGAUCCGUCCAUCUCUCGACAUCACGCCGAUCUCACCGUCAAACCACAACAACAUCAUAAUCAUAACAACAGUAGUUACACCAGUAAUGGGAAUGAUUCAGAUGAGAAUGAUGUGGCCACUGCGGUGGAUUUCGUGCUGCGUGAUUGUUCCAAACACGGUACUUUUGUAAAUCGCGAGCCACUCGGCCGCGACACGGUUUGUUUUUUAUACCCGGAUGAUAUUGUAAAGUUCGGCAAACGUGUUUCCGCCCGUGUGAGUGAUACUGGUAUGGUGUUAUUAUUGGCAGAGUCCCCAUUCUUAAGUUCCAACGAUCGUCAAAUCCUGCGGGAUGCGGCCUGGCGACUUGGGGCCUUUGUGGUCCGCGGCCCUGUUCCCUCGCCGGCCACUCUGCGUGGACAGGCCCAAGAUGUGAUUGCGCUUUUAUACAUUACACACGAUGGGUAUGAGAUGACACCAGAGAUACUACUCGCGAUGGCCCAACAGUAUUUUAUCACCACAGCGGCGUAUGUGCAGUCGUUGGUGGAGGCAUUGCGAGAGAAGUGUGCAUGCUCGCCGGCGGAGUUCCCAACACCAACGGUACCAUUGCCAGCGAAUAUACACUUUCACAAGGAUGAGUAUACACCACCGGUGACAAUAUUUUAUGAGCCGGGGGAGUUUCUUAGUCGUGGCUCCACCGGGGAGGCAUCAUCCUUGUUAUUACGGCAAUAUACAUUCCUCUUCUUGGAUACGAGAGUACAUGCAAAGUAUGAGGCAUUGCUGCAGAUAUGCGGGGCCACCGUUGUGCUCAUCUCACCAGAUAACGCCACCAAGUUUCAUGCGCAUUUACAAGAUAUAUUUACCAUCGCCCUAACGAGUGAUGAGAUGUUUGAAUCCCUAGAAGCCGCAUUAGCAUUGGGAAAGGAACAACAGACAAUUGACAAUAGCCAUACGAAUAACGGUAAUAACCAAAAUGGGGGUAAGAAAAAAGAGAAAUACCACACAAUAACGAAGAAUAAUGAAAAUGUGGAAGCAGCAUAUAUAACAUUAUACAAGGCUGGUAUUUGUGUGAUUCCGGAGUUAAAUGUACAACGAGCCAUCUUUACUGGUAAUGCAUCAGAGAUAAAUGCAACCCCAACGGCUCGUUGUCUUAUUUGUAGAGAAAAAACACCAAAUACCCUAGCAACUGAAAAGGAUACGGAGAAGAAUGAUUCCAUGGUAUUAAAUCACACAGUACAGAGAGCAAAAGAAGAUGUAAAUAUAAAUGUACGCAAGAGAGAAAUAGACAGCAGUAAGCCUUUGAGGGAAAUUGAAAAGAAUACAGAUUCUCAGGCAUUGAAUGGUACGGCGGCACCAUUAGAGAAUGAGAAGUCUAAUCGGGUAAAAGAGACAAGAUAUGAGGAACUCGUAAACCAUCACCGAGAGAAUGAAAAGAAUGAAAAGAAUGGCACAUUAGGGAAGGAACCACGCGCCUCUGUGGGUUCAUCUAUACAACCUACCGUACACCAUUCAAACAGCAGCACAGAGAGAAAAAGAGCAGAAUCCAUGAAUGCCUCAUCUUCACAGGAAAGAGAAGUACUCACAAGAACAGAUACAUGCCGUUCACUGGAAAGACGUCCAGUGGUGGUCCACGUCCCAUCACAAAUGACUGCGGACGGAAUACCAAUCUCAACACCAAUCUCCAUAACAUCAGCAGGAUCACCCAUACGAAGACGGGUGAUAGCCCACAAAGUGUCUACGUAUACACCCCAAAGAGCCCACUCCGCACAUUUGAGUAAUUCUGAAGAGAAUGAACCACAGCCGCGACCACCACACGAGGUGCCGCGGCCAUCAUCGCAGGUGUUAACAUCUGCCGCAGUAUCACGCACGUCCUCUCGUCUUCCAUCUGUGGAGCCCGCUGCCACCACACAUCUUGAAGUACUGCAGAGACAACAGAAUCGUCGACAGCAGAGAAAGGCAUUUGAGUCUGGAAACACCACUAUCACUAUCACUACCAACCCAACAACAACAACAACAACACCAACAACAACAAUAAUGAAUACAGGACGAAAUGCAGACUCCACACCAUCAAGUAUAUUCCGGCGAGGCUCAACACCAUCCAUACAAUACGGUGAGACCACACACCGCAGCAGAAGUAAUGGUGCUCAGAAGCCGCGAGCCUCAAGUGUGGUGGAUUCACAACAAGCACGUCAGCGUACACAUUCACUUCUCAGUUAUUACGGAUAUACCACACAUUCCUCUCCACGAGAUCCGCAACGACCGCAACUGUACACGAAAUCAGCGUUAGGUUCAUCCUCUGCCAGAUACCGUCGCAAUUCGACUGGUCGUAGCCCGUCUCCAGUGAUGUCUUAUAAUAGGAUGGGAAGCAAACCGUUAAUAUAUGAAGCGGGGGAAUCGACAACUGCAGGGCCUUCAUCAUCAUUACAUAGACAACAAUUAGUCUCAGCUCGAUCAAAGAUGGAACGUAAUUCCAGUGCUCGUGGUACGGAUGGUAUGAUGAAUAGUAAUCCUAAUUCUACAGAGGCUGUAGAGUACAUACGAAUGGAUAAAGUUCUUGGUAGACAAGCGGCGGACUUCCUUCGCAAGUUUCUCGAUAUAUUUGCUGUGGAUGCAGAGAAGUCCUGCCGUCUAUUGAUGAAACAGGGUUAUCUGGACGCUAUGAGUAAAAAGUUUCUUGAGGGUGGAAUGCAACGUGUGCAGGAAUUCCUCACCUUUGUACAGAAAGCCCAGUUUGAUAUUCCCCCAAUGUACAGUACAGAGACUACACGUCAGUAUGUACAUGAGGUGCGAAGGAAAUCCCACUCAACACUGGAUCGCAUUAGAUGCACAUAUGAAGCAGUGAAGGCAGAACUACCAGCGUUCCUUAUUCAACAACAACAACAACAACAACAACAACAACAAGAGCAUCAACAAAAGGUGCGUAGUGGGUCUGCAGUGGGGAGGCAGUCAUCACUGCAGAGAAUGUCUUCUGUAAAUAGCAACCGGAGGUCAUCAUUUCUGUACGCUCACUGA
Molecule: messenger RNA, 3102 nt
Organism: Trypanosoma theileri
Lineage: Eukaryota; Euglenozoa; Kinetoplastea; Trypanosomatida; Trypanosomatidae
Product: putative recombination initiation protein NBS1
Exons: 1
Coding region: 1-3102 (1033 amino acids)
Biological process (GO): mitotic G2 DNA damage checkpoint signaling; double-strand break repair via homologous recombination
Cellular component (GO): Mre11 complex
Molecular function (GO): protein binding; damaged DNA binding
Source: RefSeq, a predicted model, not a curated record